Rhinichthys klamathensis goyatoka is the source of this 1158-nucleotide messenger RNA. It is a transcript of the gene plek2, whose product is annotated as pleckstrin 2. Bases 40 to 1125 code for a protein of 361 amino acids. The transcript has 9 exons. The record is from RefSeq and is a predicted model, not a curated record. Gene Ontology annotation, biological process: actin cytoskeleton organization; intracellular signal transduction. Gene Ontology annotation, cellular component: plasma membrane. NCBI's taxonomy places the organism in Eukaryota, Metazoa, Chordata, Actinopteri, Cypriniformes, Leuciscidae.
CUUAGACCUGCCUAGUGAAUCUACUCUGGUGGAGUUAACAUGGGCACUGAGGCAGAAAAUAACGGCGUCCUUAAAGAGGGUUUUUUGGUGAAAAGGGGCCACGUGGUUCAGAACUGGAAAGUUCGUUGGUUUGUUCUUAAAUCGGACAAACUUAUGUAUUAUAAAUAUGAAGGCGGCAAACGGGAUUCCUGCCAUCGAGGGACGAUACAUUUGAGUAACUGCAAAAUCACCUGUCCUUGCCUGGAGUACGAAAACAGACCGUUGGUGAUGAAGCUGCAGACCAACACUGCAGAUGAGCACUUUCUGGAGGCUUGCAUGAGGGAGGAACGUGACGAAUGGGCAUCAGCGAUUGGUGCAGCAGUACAGAAGCUUAACCCACGUGAUGCACAGACCCCCUCCCCAUCACAAAUUAAAGGAUCUACGUCACUCCAGCUUCACAAUGUCAACCUCAGUCAGGUGGUGGACUCCAUGUAUGAUGUGCACACUGGUAUCCGGCUAAGCAGUCAUGUUGAGCAGGGCAGCUCUUACACCAACUGUUUCUCAGGCUCAGCAGUGGUGGAUUGGCUUGUGUUUAAUAGGCUGGCUUUGACCCGUGUGGAGUCAGUAACAUUAGCCUCUGCGCUGCUGGAUGAAGCCUCCCUACGGCCCAUCGGGAUCAGGAGCGCAGACGCUCUCCGUAACGCUGCUCUAGGAGAACAGUUCCUCGAUGACUCCACUGCACUCUACUGCUUUUCCCAAAGCUUCCAGAAGCGAGGCAGUGUGAAAUCAGAAAAGUCUCGGUCUGCGGUGGAGCUGAGUGGAAAGGUGGUGAAGAGAGGUUACCUGCUCAAACAGGGCCACAAGGUGAAGAACUGGAAAGUAAGAUUGUUUAUUUUGAGGGCGGAGCCUGGUUUCCUGCACUACUAUGACCCCAGCAAGGAUGACAUCACUCCGGUUGGCGGUAUAUCUCUGCGUGGCUGUCUGGUGUCUGCCCUCGAUGAUAACGGCACACCGUCAGGUGUUAAAGGUAAAGUCCAGGGGAACCUCUUUAAAAUCAUCACUCAGAUGGAGACACACUAUUACAUCCAGUCUCCAACACACGAGGAGAGGAUGGACUGGAUCCAAGCUAUUAGAAAAGUGACUUAAUUAUGCUACACAUCGCACUUUCAAACAGUAACA